Acanthisitta chloris (rifleman) is the source of this 701-nucleotide messenger RNA. Its product is annotated as MARVEL domain-containing protein 3-like. Gene Ontology annotation, cellular component: membrane. The annotation marks the transcript as partial. The record is from RefSeq and is a predicted model, not a curated record. NCBI's taxonomy places the organism in Eukaryota, Metazoa, Chordata, Aves, Passeriformes, Acanthisittidae. The transcript has a single exon.
GUAUUUUGAAGUUUGUGGAAAUCACAGUUAACCUCCUGGUGCUGGUUUGUGUGAGUGCUUCCCAAGCCUCUGUUGCAGGCUUCACAUCCCUUGGAGGCUUUGGAUCCUUUGGCCUGAAUUCAGCCUAUAGCCCCUUCGAGGGCACGGAGCUCCGGGAAGUGAGGGAUCUAGACAUGCAGUUCACCCAGAUGAGAGCCCCUUGUGUGUAUGGCGGAGUAGCCUUCAGCUUAACAGCAGCAGCACUUACCCUUGUCUUCCUCGUCGUGGGGGCAAAACCCAUCCAGCAGCUCAGGACGGGGCUGCUGGUGGGGGAAUGUGCCUUCAACCUGCUGGCUGGUGCAGCAUACAUUGUGGCAGUUGGCCUCUACCUGCAUUUUGUCAGCCAGGUGAACUCCACGGAGGUUUGCAAGCGGCGCGAGAGGCUGUAUGCUCGCCGUGGCUACACCUCCAUGAGCUGCGUGGUCCAGGGCGGGGAUGCAGCUGUUGGCCUUUUUGGUGUUGUUGCUGCCUGUUUGUACUUUGCCAGCUUUGUGGUCUGCAUCUUUGCUAUCCGAACCGUCCGGGCCUUCCAGAGCCACAUGGCCAAGGCUCAGCACAGCCCCAAAGGCAGCAUUAGAGACAGAAGCGUCACAAAACCCCAUGCUGUUCACAGGACCUCUGAAAGCUCCCACAACAUCCAGGCUCUUGCCACAUUAGUGUGA